This is a messenger RNA of Pseudophryne corroboree (corroboree frog), 4106 nucleotides long. It is a transcript of the gene FAM168B, whose product is annotated as family with sequence similarity 168 member B. The coding region runs from base 228 to 908 and encodes 226 amino acids. Lineage: Eukaryota; Metazoa; Chordata; Amphibia; Anura; Myobatrachidae. The transcript is spliced from 9 exons. The record is from RefSeq and is a predicted model, not a curated record.
UCAGUAUCACGUGACUGCGCUAACAGGAAGUGACGACACGGGCCCGCUGGCUGUUGCUGCGCAGUAUCUGGAAGAAAGGAGAAUCCCGACACGUCUCUUGUAGCCGCUGCUCGUUCUUAACCCACACCGACCGCCUGUCCAUCGUUGCUGAAAGUGUCUUUCUUGAAGUUACUUGACAGGACUAUACCAAGUGAUCCAAAAGCAAUUGGUAACUCUUAUCUGAAAAUAUGAAUCCAGUCUAUAGCCCAGGUUCUUCUGGGGUUCCAUAUGCAAAUGCCAAAGGUAUUGGGUACCCUGCAGGCUUUCCAAUGGGAUAUGCUGCCGCUGCUCCUACCUACUCCCCCAAUAUGUAUGCUGGUGCAAAUCCUGCCUUCCCUUCAGAAGUAGAACAUCCGCAAUAUGUGACUUCGGGUGUGCAAAUGUUCAUGUUCGGGCACGCGUUCUCAGCUGCGAGAAACGCUGCAAUUAAUUCAGGAUAUACACCAGGUACGCCAUACAAAGUUUCAUGUUCCCCUACCAGUGGGACGGUGCCACCUUACUCAUCUUCCCCAAAUCCUUACCAGACUGCAGUAUAUCCAGUAAGAAGUGCCUACCCACAGCAGAACCCGUAUGCACAGCAAGGAGCGUACUAUACACAGCCUCUGUAUGCAGCCCCUCCACAUGUAAUCCAUCAUACUACAGUUGUGCAACCCAAUGGAAUGCCAGCAACUAUGUAUCCAGCACCAAUUGCUUCUCCAAGAGGUAGUGGUGUGGCUAUGGGGAUGGUAGCUGGGACCACAAUGGCUAUGUCAGCAGGUACGUUGUUGACAGCCCAUUCACCAACUCCUGUAGCUCCUCAUCAAGUCACGAUGCCUGCAUAUCGGCCUCCGGGGACACCAACUUAUAGUUAUGUCCCACCACAGUGGUGACUUACCUACCAGUGUUGAAAGAUGGAAGAUAUGCAAGUAAGAGGCUUAUUAGAUGGUGCUGAAGUCUUUAUGCCUCCAGCGAGAAGUUUCUUCCUUCUGAAUUCUCUCAACACUUUGCCUAACACUAAUUCAGGAUCUGAAGAUUUCCAUUAUUGCAUAUUUUAACAUCUUGGAACUCUAGUGGUUGUCUUAUUAUGAAAAUCCUGUUUUGUGGACAGUCUUGCAGUUUUUUUUAGCUAAUUCUAUUGACAAAAAGGGAGUAUAAAGUUUUGAUCCAUAUCUAGUUGAAUGCAUGUUUAAACACAAUUAAGCUUGCUCAUUUUAUUGCAGUGACAUAUGCAAAACAAAAAUCAUAUGCAAACUCAAAAGGCAUAGGAAGAGAUUUUAAGGCCUUUUUACCAUUUCUUAGGCCUGACGAGAUUGAGGCAAGACUAAUAACCACAGUGUGUACUGAGUUGCUCUAAAAUUGUUUGAAGAUUGUUGCUAGUUAAAUGGUGCCAUGUUAAAAUAGCGAAACGUUAUUUACUACAUCUUAAACAAAUAGUGUUAAUUCAGAAUAUACCCAACUUCUCACUAGGAAUGUUAUGUUGUUGUUUUUUUUUUUUUUUUGUGGCAUUCCUCGAGUUGUUGUUUUUUACGUUGUGUUAAGUAGGAAAAGCUGAUUUCAGGUGAUGUGACCAGCCGUGAGACGAAGUAAGAUUUCUUAGUGUGUAGGCACAGUGUGUAACACUAUAAUUGUAUCUCAUUCCUUGAGGCAGCUACUGCCGUGCAUGAAGUGGCUGCUUACAUGUAAAAGCAUUGGCUCAGCACUACCUGCAGGUUAGAAAGAAUGACACAUUCCACAGAAAUGAGAAUGACCUGCUCCUAUUAUUCUCAUAUAUUUGUGUGAAAUUGGAGACAGAGAGUUCUAUGCAUCACAAAAUGUGAAUGGAAAUGAGAUUACAGUUCUUAUCAUUUCAUACGAUGCAAUGACUGCCAGUCAUUAUUUGUUAGGUUUUUGUUUGUUUUUUUUAUAUCUAGCUUUUUGAUCACUUUGUGCAGAAGUUUGAGUUUUGGCAUUCCACAUAAUAAACAAACAUGAUGAACAUUCCCAAUUCUAAUGUGCAUACAUUAUGAUUUCAUUAAAAUAUUUUUGUUUAAAUAAUACAUAUAGCAACCUGUCCAGGCAACGGAACCUGCAAUAAAUCAGUGAUUUUCUUUUAAGAUCUUUUAAUGUAACAUUCUGGAUGAGUAUUUGGCCAACACACCCCGUCCAGGUUAUCCACCAGUUUUUUGUUUUUGUUUUUUCUCUGCCAUUAUCCAGAAGUUCUUAAUGAAUAUGAACUUUUUUUGUAUGAUGAUUCUAAUACAAUUUUGGCCCCCUGAAGUGACUAGUCCCGUGGUGUAUUUCCGUAUUGUCCAUAGAAGACUGAAUACUGAUGAGCGGACAUCGGUACUUUUACAGUGAUUAUAUGAAAUUCUGCAAAUUGUGUUUUUAUAAAUCCCUGAAAGGGUGUUAUUAAGAAUACAGAAUUAUACGCAUUCAGCUUUAAUGAUAUAAUUUAUAAGGAAUUUUUCCUGUACAAUUGGUCUUUAGCUACAUUCUCUACUUCCACCUUCUUGGGUAUUUUCUAGUACUAGUGUUGAACCUUCGCUUUAUCUCUCAAUGUGGUGAUGCCAUUUAAAUGAUCUUUCAUAGGAGUGCCAUCGCCUGACCUACAGUGUUUGGUACACAUUUAACCGUAUACGGUCUUAAGCAAUCUUGAUUUCAGUGUUUUGCUUCAUUAGAACUGUCCGAACUCAGCCAACACCGUGACUGGGUGUCUGGGAAAGAGACUGGCAGGAAGUGGAGUGUUGGAAUAUAUGUAAUAGCCUGUACCUACGGGGUGCAUAAAUACAUGUUCAGCCUAUUUGCACAGCUUUCCAUUGAGGUAGUUGAAUACAAAAGGAGUAAGUUAGAAAAGGGUAAUUAUCUCAAGUACUCUUUUUAUGCUGAGUUGCAGAGUAAUGCAUGGCAAUACUGGAUAGAGCAUAGAAGGAAAAAUAAUCCAAGAUGCAUUUAUGAUCUCAGUGCAUUUCUUUGAAUUGUGUGAACUGCCCUUUUUAAAGUUACUUGUUUUAGCUUCAUUCAUUACUUUUUAAAUGGAACCCAGUUGCUUAGGUGGAGGGGCAAUGCUUCUCUAUGCCCUAUGUUUACCCACUCACUACUUUAUUAUGGUCCUUGAUAAAAUAAGAAUGGCCACCAAAUAAAACUGUGGAAGGGGAAAAUACUUUUUUGCGACCCUUUAGCUGAUCAAAAACACUAACAUAAACAUUUUAAAUUUCAGCCAUUAAAAAUUUAUUCUUCUAAAUAUUCUGCCACUUGCAGGACAGUUCCUCAUUGGCAAAUAUCAUAUUUCACUGGUCAGUAUUUUAUUUUCUCUGUAAACGUGAAUAUUUUUUGUCUUUAAGAUUAAGAGUCCGCAAUAGUAUCCUGGAAAUACAUUUUAUUAAUACACGGUCAAGUACAACAGUCUAAAAAUAUAAGCAAUAUGGUGAUAAUGGGUACGUUAUGAAGUAAUUUCUCGUAUGUGUGUGAGAGUAACACAAAUUUAUGAAGCCCCAACUCCUUUUUGUUAAACCAGUUGUAUAUAUUUUUUUCUGUGUUUGCCGAUGCUGAAUUUGAGUGAAACACCAUUUUUUUUGCUAAUCUAUUAAGGCCAGCAAAACUUCUGUCCAACAUGUUUGGUUACAUUUGCAAGGAAAUAACCAGAAUACACACAAAUUCCAAAUAUAUAUUUAAGAAAACAUUUCAGAAACUUGAUUUGAGAAGUGUUUAGUUGUAUCUAAAAAUGAAUAAGAAAAACUAGUCUGUCAUAUGUUUAUAUAUGGUGUUAAUGUUAACAAGCUAGCCACCUUGUCUCAAAGGGUUUGGACAUGAAAUAUAUAGUACACAGGAAUUUUUUUUUUGUUUUUUAUUUUACAUGCAGCUUUCAUACUUUUAUAUGUAGAUUUAAUGUUGUCUUCCAAAAAGUAAGCAAAAUACCAUUCUUAAAUUAAACUAUGUCUCCAAUUGUGGAUGGAUGGCGAAUCCAUUCUGAGCCAGUUGAAUUAUGUAUACUUUUUGUAUAAUGUGAUUAGACCAGCUCAGAUAUCACUUAUUUAAAAGCACGUUUAUUGUAACAAGAAUUGUUAUGUAUUAAUACUGUUUUCAAUAAAGAUUGACUUUUGUGUUGCUUA